Coregonus sp. 'balchen' is the source of this 19900-nucleotide messenger RNA. The record is from the annotation of a GenBank genome assembly. NCBI's taxonomy places the organism in Eukaryota, Metazoa, Chordata, Actinopteri, Salmoniformes, Salmonidae.
AUGGUUUAUUCCCGUACUGAGAAAAGUAAAAGGUUUUUUUCCAGUCUGUAACAGUAAUAAUGUUUUUUUCCCGUACUGAUAAAAUAAAAAAAAAGGUUUAUUCCAGGCCACCUCCGUCGGGAAUUUUUGGUUUGUCCCGUCGCGGAGAGAGGAGGAAAAGCCUUUACUACUGGGAAAACCUCCGUUUCAUGGGUAGACCACACACCACACACACAACCACCCACCACAAAACCCAACCCACAAACAACACCCCCAAACCCCCACCACCAAAACACAAACCACACAAAAACAAAACCACAAACCACCCAAAAAACACACCAACCCAACACAACAAAAAAAAAAAAAACACCAAAAAAACCCCCCAAAAAAAAAAAACACAACAACAAAAAACACAGCCCACAACCAAAAAAAAAACAAAACACAAAAAACAAAAAAAAAAAGCACAAAAACACACACAACAAGUAAAAAACACAACCACCCAAACCACAAAACACAAAAAAAAACAAACGCUACAACAACAAACCCCAAACCCACACACCAAACCCCCCCCCAAACCCCACCCAGUUACCCCCAACAAAAAAACAACCCCCACACCACCAAAAAAACAAUCACAAACACACAACACACGAACAACAAAACAACAACACAACCCCACACAAAACACAACACCACACACACACACACAAACACCCACAAAAACAACCCCAACACACACACACACCAAACACCCCAAAACCACCCACACCACACACACCCCCAAGUUACACACACCACACCACACAGUCUAAAAAAACACCCCACACACACACAACACACACAGUUUAAAACCAAAAAAAAAACACAAAAAAAACCCAACCCGCGGAAAGGGGGGAAUAAAAUACAGGUGUGCCCGACCCGGAGAUAUAAGUGUGGCCCGACCAGUGAUAUAUUAACAGUGUGUGACAGACCAGUGAGAUAUACAGUGUGUGCCAGACCAGUGAGAUAUACAGUGUGUGCCAGACCAGUGAGAUAUACAGUGUGUGACAGACAUGCUCUGCUGUGUGUGUCUCUCCAGCCCCUGAGGUUCUGAGUGGGGGACCCUAUAGCCACGCAGCUGAUUGGUGGUCGCUGGGAAUCCUCCUCUUCUCAUUGGUCACUGGGAAGGUGAGUCACUACACUGACUGGCAUUAUGUGUUAAUAAAUGUGUGGCAGUGCCUGGGGUCUUGAUUAUUUACAGUUUAUAUAAAAACAAAUGUUUAUAGUAAUAAAAACCAACAAAACUCCGUGUUUUUAGACACAUUGAGGGAAAGACAGAUGGUUUGUGUGUCACACCCCCUUUCCUCUCAUCUCUCUCUAUAUAUAUACAUACAAUGGGGAAAAAAAGUAUUUAGUCAGCCACCAAUUGUGCAAGUUCUCCCACUUAAAAAGAUGAGAGAGGCCUGUCAUUUUCAUCAUAGGUACACGUCAACUAUGACAGACAAAAUGAGAAAUGUUUUUCCAGAAAAUCACAUUCAUACACACACGCACAUAUACAGUGGGGAAAACAAGUAUUUGAUACACUGCCGAUUUUGCAGGUUUUCCUACUUACAAAGCAUGUAGAGGUCUGUAAUUUUUAUCAUAGGUACAUUUCAACUGUGAGAGACGGAAUCUAAAACAAAAAUCCAGAAAAUCACAUUGUAUGAUUUUUACGUAAUUAAUUUGCAUUUUAUUGCAUGGCAUAAGUAUUUGAUACAUCAGAAAAGCAGAACUUAAUAUUUGGUAGAGAAACCUUUGUUUGCAAUUACAGAGAUCAUACGUUUCCUGUAGGUCUUGACCAGGUUUGCACACACUGCAGCAGGGAUUUUGGCCCACUCCUCCAUACAGACCUUCUCCAGAUCCUUCAGGUUUCGGGACUGUCGCUGGGCAAUUCGGACUUUCAGCUCCCUCCAAAGAUUUUCUAUGGGUUCAGGUCUGGAGACUGGCUAGGCCACUCCAGGACCUUGAGAUGCUUCUUACGGAGCCACUCCUUAGUUGCCCUGGCUGUGUGUUUCGGGUCGUUGUCAUGCUGGAAGACCCAGCCACGACCAAUCUUCAAUGCUCUUACUGAGGGAAGGAGGUUGUUGGCCAAGAUCUCGCGAUACAUGGCCCCAUCCAUCCUCCCCUCAAUACGGUGCAGUCGUCCUGUCCCCUUUGCAGAAAAUCAUCCCCAAAGAAUGAUGUUUCCACCUCCAUGCGUCACGGUUGGGAUGGUGUUCUUGGGGUUGUACUCAUCCUUCUUCUUCCUCCAAACACGGCGAGUGGAGUUUAGACCGAAAUGCUCUAUUUUUGUCUCAUCAGACCACAUGACCUUCUCCCAUUCCUCCUCUGGAUCAUCCAGAUGGUCAUUGGCAAACUUCAGACGGGCCUGGACAUGCGCUGGCUUGAGCAGGGGGACCUUGCGUGCGCUGCAGGAUUUUAAUCCAUGACGGCGUAGUGUGUUACUAAUGGUUUUCUUUGAGACUGUGGUCCCAGCUCUCUUCAGGUCAUUGACCAGGUCCUGCCGUGUAGUUCUGGGCUGAUCCCUCACCUUCCUCAUGAUCAUUGAUGCCCCACGAGGUGAGAUCUUGCAUGGAGCCCCAGACCGAGGGUGAUUGACCGUCAUCUUGAACUUCUUCCAUUUUCUAAUAAUUGUGCCAACAGUUGUUGCCUUCUCACCAAGCUGCUUGCCUAUUGUCCUGUAGCCCAUCCCAGCCUUGUGCAGGUCUACAAUUUUAUCCCUGAUGUCCUUACACAGCUCUCUGGUCUUGGCCAUUGUGGAGAGGUUGGAGUCUGUUUGAUUGAGUGUGUGGACAGGUGUCUUUUAUACAGGUAACGAGUUCAAACAGGUGCAGUUAAUACAGGUAAUGAGUGGAGAACAGGAGGGCUUCUUAAAGAAAAACUAACAGGUCUGUGAGAGCCGGAAUUCUUACUGGUUGGUAGGUGAUCAAAUACUUAUGUCAUGCAAUAAAAUGCAAAUUCAUUACUUAAAAAUCAUACAAUGUGAUUUUCUGGAUUUUUGUUUUAGAUUCCGUCUCUCACAGUUGAAAUGUACCUAUGAUAACAAUUACAGACCUCUACAUGCUUUGUAAGUAGGAAAACCUGCAAAAUCGGCAGUGUAUCAAAUACUUGUUCUCCCCACUGUAUAUAUAUAUAUCUCUGUCUCCCACCGUCUAGUUCCCAGUCCUGCCUGAACCAGACCACUACAGUAUGUUGAGGAGAGUGAGGUGUUUCCCCUACGACAUCCCCCUCAGCUUCAGCCCUCCACUGGCUCUUCUCAUCACUGAGGUAUACACACACACACACACAGACACACACACACACACACACACACACACACACACACACACAGACACACACACACACACACACACACACACACACACGAAGGCACACACACACACACACACACACACACACACACACACACACACACACGAAGGCACACACACACACACACACACACGAAGGUACGCACGUACACUUAGUUACACUUCUCAUCUUUGUAUCUGUCCCAUUAUAUCUGUCCCAUUAUAUCUGUCCCAUUAUAUCUGUCCCAUCUCCAUUAUAUCUGUCCCAUCUCCAUUAUAUCUGUCCCAUCUCCAUUAUAUCUGUCCCAUUAUAUCUGUCCCAUCUCCAUUAUAUCUGUCCCAUUAUAUCUGUCCCAUCUCCAUUAUAUCUGUCCCAUCUCCAUUAUAUCUGUCCCAUCUCCAUUAUAUCUGUCCCAUUAUAUCUGUCCCAUCUCCAUUAUAUCUGUCCCAUCUCCAUUAUAUCUGUCCCAUCUCCAUUAUAUCUGUCCCAUCUCCAUUAUAUCUGUCCCAUUAUAUCUGUCCCAUCUCCAUUAUAUCUGUCCCAUUAUAUCUGUCCCAUCUCCAUUAUAUCUGUCCCAUCUCCAUUAUAUAUGUCCCAUCUCCAUUAUAUCUGUCCCAUUAUAUCUGUCCCAUCUCCAUUAUAUCUGUCCCAACUCUCCAUUAUAUCUGUCCCAUCUCCAUUAUAUCUGUCCAUCUCCAUUAUAUCUGUCCCUUCUCCAUUAUAUCUGUCCCAUCUCCAUUAUAUCUGUCCCAUCUCCAUUAUAUCUGUCCCAUCUCCAUUAUAUCUGUCCCAUCUCCAUUAUAUCUGUCCCAUCUCCAUUAUAUCUGUCCCAUCUCCAUUCUAUCUGUCCCAUCUCCAUUCUAUCUGUCCCAUCUCCAUUCUAUCUGUCCCAUCUCCAUUAUAUCUGUCCCAUUAUAUCUGUCCCAUCUCCAUUAUAUCUGUCCCAUUAUAUCUGUCCCAGCACUGGCAGCGCCAUUGAGGCCAUCUCCAUUAGGAAGUAGUCAGUACUUCUAUGAGUUGGUAAACAAACUGCCACCUCAUUGGCUGAUCCCUCCUGAUGACCUGGAUGGAAUCAUGUGAUCCAACCUUCACCCACAGGAAGUCCAACCCAGUUGACUACUUAAAAAUGGUGACAUUCCUCAGUGGCGCUGCCCAUUCUCAAAUGGGGCACUAGAGUUGUCUAUCUAAGUCCAUGAGACAUACACAUUGUGGUUAGAAGGGCUUUAGAAAUAAAUGUGAUUGAUUGAAUUAUUGAUUAAUUGAUUGAUUGACAGCUGCUGUGUAAGACACCGACGCGGCGGCUGCGGACCCUGGAGCGUUUCAAACGGCAGACCUUUUUCCACGGCGCGACCUUUGACCUGGCGUUGCUACAGCGACGACCUGUGGAGGUAAUCUUGGCGCUGCGGGAGCGUCCUGACCGGCCGGCCAAGGCCCGACGAGGACUGACCCUCUCUCUACAGCCGCUUGGAGGCUUCGACUACGAUGCUCUGCUCAGCCCUGCAGGGACGCCUGACACAAUCCUGGAUGACCCCGACCCACACACACACCUGGAUGACCCCGACCCACACACACACCUGGAUGACCCCGACCCACACACACACCUGGAUGACCCCGACCCACACACACACCUGGAUGACCCCGACCCACAGACACACCUGGAUAACCCCGACCCACACACACACCUGGAUGACCCCGACCCCGACCCACACACACACCUGGAUGACCCCGACCCACACACACACCUGAAUGACCCCGACCCACACACACACCUUGAUGACCCCAACCCCGACCCACAGACACACCUGGAUGACCCCGACCCACACACACACCUGGAUAACCCCGACCCACACACACACCUGGAUGACCCCAACCCCGACCCACACACACACCUGAAUGACCCCGACCCACACACACACCUGGAUGACCCCAACCCCGACCCACACACACACCUGGAUGACCCUGACCCAGACCCACACACACACCUGGAUGACCCCGACCCACACACACACCUGGAUGACCCCGACACACAUACACACCUGGAUGACCCCGACCCACACACACACACACACACACCGCUACCUGGCCCGGGCUGCCAGAAUCAGCAUGCACCUGCCGAGUCUGGACCAACACAUACACACUCCAACACACACACUCCUCUCCCCGGGCCCCCACACACACGCUCUUCCAUGCCCGGCUCCACACACACUCCUCUCCCCGGGCCCCCACACACACGCUCUUCCAUGCCCGGCUCCACACACACUCCUCUCCCCGGGCCCCCACACACACGCUCUUUCCAUGCCCGGCUCCACACACACUCCUCUCCCUCCCCCCCAAACACGCUCUUCCAUGCCCGGCUCCACACACACUCCUCUCCCCGUGCCCCCACAACACACUCUUCCAUGCCCGGUCUCCACACACACACUCCUCUCCCCGGGCCCCCACACACAAGCUCUCUCCAUCCCGGCUCCACACACCACUCCUCUCCCCGGGCCCCCACACACACGCUCUUCCAUGCCCGGCUCCACACACACCUCCUCCCCGGGCCCCCACACACACGCUCUCCCAUGCCCGGCUCCACACACACCUCCUCUCCCCGGGCCCCCACACACACCGCUCUUCCAUGCCCGGCUCCACACACAACUCCUCUCCCCGGGCCCCCACCACACACGCUCUUCCAUGCCCGGCUCCACACACACUCCUCUCCCCGGGCCCCCACACACACGCUCUUCCAUGCCCGGCUCCACACACACUCCUCUCCCCGGGCCCCCACACACACGCUCUUCCAUGCCCGGCUCCACACACACUCCUCUCCCCGGGCCCCCACACACACGCUCUUCCAAUGCCUGGCUCCACACACACUCCUCUCCCUGGGCCCCCACACACACGCUCUUCCAUGCCUGGCUCCACACACACUCCUCUCCCCGGGCCCCCACACACACGCUCUUCCAUGCCCGGCUCCACACACACUCAGAGGCCCCCGACACAUGGGAAGAAGGAGAUGUUUGUGUGAAAAGGCCCUACAGACGCUCAGAGAAUGGAGUCACACACACACACCUUAGCUAGCUGGGACCAUGACAUUCCAUGACAUCACAGGAAGACCCCUGACCUUUAGCCCCUCCCUCUCCUGUAGAAUAGUUGCGUAAUAAAGAUAUGUUCAGAUUUGUAAACUGAUGAUUUAAAGAUACAGUUGAAGUCGGAUGUUUACAUAAACCUUAGCCAAAUACAUUUAAAUUCAGUUUUUCACAAUUCCUGACAUUUAAUCCUAGUAAAGAUUCCCUGUCUUAGGUCAGUUAGGAUCACCACUUUAUUUUAAGAAUGUGAAAUGUCAGAAUAAUAGUAGAGAGAAUGAUUUAUUUCAGCUUUUAUUUAUUUCAUCACAUUCCCAGUGGGUCAGAAGUUUACAUACACUCAAUUAGUAUUUGGUAGCAUUGCCUUUAAAUUGUUUAACUUGUGUCAAACGUUUCGGGUAGCCUUCCACAAGCUUCCCACAAUAAGUUGGGUGAAUUUUGGCCCAUUCCUCCUGACAGAGCUGGUGUAACUGAGUCAGGUUUGAAGGCCUCCUUGCUCGCACACGCUUUUUCAGUUCUGCCCACACAUUUUCUAUAGGAUUGAGGUCAGGGCUUUGUGAUGGCCACUCCAAUACCUUCACUUUGUUGUCCUUAAGCCAUUUUGCCACAACUUUGGAAGUAUGCUUGGGGUCAUUGUCCAUUUGGAAGACCCAUUUGCGACCAAGCUUUAACUUCCUGACUGAUGUCUUGAGAUGUUGCUUCAAUAUAUCAACAUAAUUUUCCUUCCUCAUGAUGCCAUCUAUUUUGUGAAGUGCACCAGUCCCUCCUGCAGCAAAGCACCCCCACAGCAUGAUGCUGCCACCCCCGUGCUUCACGGUUGGGAUGGUGUUCUUCGGCUUGCAAGUAACCUCCUUUUUUCUCCAAACAUAACGAUGGUCAUUAAGGCCAAACAGUUAUAUUUUUGUUUCAUCAGACCUGAGGACAUUUCCCCAAAAAGUACGAUCUUUGUCCCCAUGUGCAGUUGCAAACCGUAGUCUGGCUUUUUUAUGGCAGUUUUGGAGCAGUGGCUUCUUCCUUGCUGAGCGGCCUUUCAGGUUAUGUCGAUAUAGGACUCGUUUUACUGUGGAUAUAGAUACUUUUGUACCUGUUUCCUCCAGCAUCUUCACAAGGUCCUUUGCUGUUGUUCUGGGAUUGAUUUGCACUUUUCACACCAAAGUACGUUCAUCUCUAGGAGACAGAACACGUCUCCUUCCUGAGCGGUAUGAUGGCUGCGUGGUCCCAUGGUGUUUAUACUUGCAUACUAUUGUUUGUACAGAUGAAUGUGGUACCUUCAGGUGUUUGGAAAUUGCUCCCAAGGAUAAACCAGACUUGUGGAGGUCUACAAAUUUUUUUCUGAGGUCUUGGCUGAUUUCUUUUGAUUUUCCCAUGAUGUCAAGCAAAUAGGCACUGAGUUUGAAGGUAGGCCUUGAAAUACAUCCACAGGUACACCUCCAAUUGACUCAAAUUAUGUCAAUUAGCCUAUCAUAAGCUUCUAAAGCCAUGACAUCAUUUUCUGGAAUUUUCCAAGCUGUUUAAAGGCACAGUCAACUUAGUGUAUGUAAACUUCUGACCCACUGGAAUUGUGAUACAGUAAAUUAUAAGUGAAAUAAUCUGUCUGUAAACAAUUGUUGGAAAAAUUAGUUGUGUCAUGCACAAAGUAGAUGUCCUAACCGACUUGCCAAAACUGUAGUUUGUUAACAAGAAAUUUGUGGAGUGGUUGAAAAACAAGUUUGUAUGACUCCAACCUAAGUGUAUGUAAACUUCCGACUUCAACUGUUCAAAAGUUUGGGGUCACUUAGAAAUAUCCUUGUUUUCGAAAGAAAAACAAUUUUUUUGUCCAUUAAAAUAACAUCAAAUUGAUCAGAAAUACAGUGUAGACAUUGUUAAUGUUGUAAAUGGCUAUUGUAGCUGGAAACGGCUGAUUUUUUAAAAUGGAAUAUCUACAUAUGCGUACAGAGGCCCAUUAUCAGCAACCAUCAGUCCUGUGUUCCAAUGGCACGUUGUGUUUGCUAAUCCAAGUUUAUCAUUUUAAAAGGCUAAUUGAUCAUUAGAAAAUCCUUUUGCAUUUAUGUUAGCACAGCUGAAAACUGUUGUGCUGAUUAAAGAAGCAAUAAAACUGGCCUUCUUGAGACUAGUUGAGGAUCUGGAGUAUCAGCAAUUGUGGGUUCGAUUACAGGCUCAAAAUGGCCAGAAACAAAUAACUUUCUUCAGAAACUCGUCAGUCUAUUCUUGUUCUGAGAAAUGAAGGCUAUUCCAUGCGAGAAAUUGACAAGAAAAUGAAGAUCUCGUACAACGCUGUGUACCACUCCCUUCACAGAACAGCGCAAACUGGCUCUAACCAGAAUAGAAAGAGGAGUGGGAGGCCCCGGUGCACAACUGAGCAAGAGGACAAAUACAUUAGAGUGUCUAGUUUGAGAAACAGAUGCCUCACAGGUCCUCAACUGGCAGCUUCAUUAAAUAGUACCCGCAAAACACCAGUCUCAACGUCAACAGUGAAGAGGCGACUCCGGGAUGCUGACCUUCUAGGCAGAGUUGCAAAGAAAAAGCCAUAUCUCAGACUGGCCAAUAAAAAGAAAAGAUUAAGAUGGGCAGUCUGAGAUAUGGCUUUUUCUUUGCAACUCUGCCUAGAAGGUCAGCAUCCCGGAGUCGCCUCUUCACUGUUGACGUUGAGACUGGUGUUUUUCCCUUUGUCAUUAUGGGGUAUUGUGUGUAAAAAAACUAUUAAAUCAGGUUUAGAAUAAGGCUGUAAUGUAGCAAAAUGUGCAAAAAGGGAAGGGGUCUGAAUACUUUCCGAAUGCACUGUGUGUAUAUAUACAGUACCAGUCAAAGGUUUGGACACACCUACUCAUUCAAGGGUUUUUCUUUAUUUUAUCAAUUUUUUUCUACAUUGUAGAAUAAUAGUGAAGACAUCAAAACUAUGAAAUAACACAUAUGGAAUCAUGUAGAAACCAAAAAAGUGUUAAACACUUUCUUCAAAUAGCCACUCUUUGCCUUGAUGACAGCUUUGCACACUCUUGGCAUUCGCUCAACCAGCUUCAUGUGGUAGUCACCUGGAAUCCAUUUCAAUUAACAGGUGUGCCUUCUUUAAAAGUUAAUUUGUGGAAUUGCUUUCCUUCUUAAUGCGUUUGAGCCAAUCAGUUGUGUUGUGACAACAUAGGGGGGUAUACAGAAGAUAGCCCUAUUUGGUAAAAGACCAAAGGUCAGAAUGAAGGUCUGUCAAUAGGGACUUUGUCUGUGAUUUAUUUAGAAUUCAAGGCACACUUAACCAGCAUGGCUACCACAGCAUUCUGCAGCGAUACGCCAUCCCAUCUGGUUUGGACUUAGUGGGACUAUCAUUUGUUUUUCAACAGGACAAUGACCCAACACACCUCCAGGCUGUGUAAGGGCUAUUUUACCAAGAAGGAGAGUGAUGGAGUGCUGCAUCAGAUGACCUGGCCUCCACAAUCACCCAACCUCAACCCAAUUGAGAUGGUUUGGGAUGAGUCGGGAUGGGUUGGGAUGAGUCGGGGUGGGUUGGGAUGAGUCGGGGUGGGUUGGGAUGAGUCGGGGUGGGUUGGGAUGAGUCGGGGUGGGUUGGGAUGAGUCGGGAUGAUUGCUGCAAGAGUGUGCAAAGCUGUCAUCAAGGCAAAGGGUGGCUAUUUGAAGAAUCUCAAAUAUAAAAUAUAUUUUGAUUUGUUUAACACUUUUUUGGUUACUAAAUGAUUCCAUAUGUGUUAUUUCAUAGUUUUGAUGUCUUCACUAUUAUUCUACAAUGUAGAAAAUAGUAAAAAUUAAGAAAAACCCUUGAAUGAGUAGGUGGAGGCGUGUCCUAAUGAGUAGGUGGAGGUGUGUCCUAAUGAGUAGGUGGAGGUGUGUCCUAAUGAGUAGGUGGAGGCGUGUCCUAAUGAGUAGGUGGAGGUGUGUCCUAAUGAGUAGGUGGAGGCGUGUCCUAAUGAGUAGGUGGAGGCGUGUCCUAAUGAGUAGGUGGAGGUGUGUCCUAAUGAGUAGGUGGAGGUGUGUCCUAAUGAGUAGGUGUGUCCAGACUUUGAUAGACACCAUGCUACUAUGCUUGUGUUGUGUGCCUGUAUGUUUGAGGACAAAUUCAGGUCUGAUGAUGAUCGUGGUGAUGAUGGUGGUGAUAGUGGUGAUGAUAGUGAUGGUGAAUGUACUGAUGGUUUGGGGUUGGAUGGUGUGUGGUGGUGAAUGAUAGGUGAUGGUGUGGUUGUGUGAUGUGGUGGUGAUGGUGGUGUGUGUGUGGUGGAUGUGUGGUGAUGUGGUGGUGUUGGGGUGGUGGUGAUGUGGUGUGAUAGUGUAUGGUGAUGAUUUUUGAUGGUGGUGGGGGUAAGUGUGUGAGGGGUUUUUUGGUGAUAUGGGGAUUUAAUGUGGUGGUGUUUAUGGGGGUGUGUUUAUGAUGUUUGGGGUUUGUUUGUGGUAUGAUGGUGGUGGUGGGGGUGAUGGUGAGGGUUGAUAUGUGUGAUGGUGUAUGGUGGGUUUUGGGUGGGGGGUGAUGUGUUUUUGGGGGUGAUGAUGUGUGGGGGGGGUGUUGUGGUGAUGGGUUUGAUUGGUGGUGUGAUGUGGGGGUGGUUGUUUGUGGUGGUGUUUGGUUUUUAAGGUGGGGUUUUUUUUUUUUGUUUGGGGGUGCAUGAUAGCGGUUUGUGUGGGGAUGGGGGUCGGAUGAUAGUGGUGUGGUGUGUGGUGGUGGGGUGAUAGUGGUUGAUGUGGUGUGGUGGUGAUAGUGGUGAUGAUGGUGUGAUGGUGGUGAUGAUGGUGUGGUGUUGGUGAUAGUGGUGAUGAUGGUGUUGAUGGUAAUGAUAGAUGUGUGUUUGUUUACUCCCAGUAUGGGUGUGAGUGGUGUAUUGUGGGUAUUGUGCUGUAGUAGGAAUGGAAAAAGACUGUCACCUGCUUCCCAGUUGAAACGUGGCCACUUUGUGUUAGUUUGGGGGUUCAUUAGUUGUUUUCUUUGCCUGUUCUCACACAAAAACAUUUAUUGAGGCAUGUUGAACUUUGGUAGCCGAAGUCUACACCCCUUCGUUGGUGAUUGGUCAACAAUACGCUCUUAGAAGUGAAGGUGACUGGAAGACCGUUUUGGGUUCCACACCGGUGGAACCUUUCUAGUUUAAAAAGGUUCCUUGAGGAACCCCUCUAAAAAGGGUAUUCGAGGAACCCCUGUGUAAAGGUUCAAACCUGAACUUUUUUUAAACCUUUUUAAUAAUAUAUUAUAGAGCUGGCAGCCUAUCAGAUUGGAGGUGUGGCUUAUUGGAGGUGUGGCUUUCAGAUAGUUAUUUUUGGCCACCCGUUAGCCUAAAUGUCAUUCCUAUUCAUCACAGCAAACAAAACAUCCUUCAAUAUUUUAGCAUAUUACAUAUUGAAAUAUAAAAUUAAUAAUAUUCACAUGACAUAUAGUAAUAAAUAAUAAUAAUAAUAAUAAAUAGUAAUAAAGUGUUAACUAUUCUAACUUUGGGAUUGGUUCUUGAGGAACUCAUGUACCUCUGUAAGCCUCAUUGAAGCUACAAAACUGUCAGUGUGCAAACUUAAAAUGUGAUGACAAUACAACAGAACAGAUUAACAGGAAAGACAUUUGCUCAAAUAAAAAAGAUAUUAAAGCUACAAUCCUCCAGGAACCCGUUGCUACAUUGAACCAUUUAAGGUUCCUCCAAGAACCCCUCAGCUAACCGAAGGUGCAAAUAUGAACCAUUGAUUUAGCAAUGGUUCCUUGAGGCACCACUAAUUCUAAGAGUUUAGGGAUUAAGUGUUUGUUUUGGGGGGCCAGUAUAAAAAAAAUAUGUAUUCACUAACUGUAAGUCGCUCUGGAUAAGAGCGUCUGCUAAAUGACUAAAAUGUAAAUGUAAAUGUAAAUGUAUGUAAAAAUGUAAGUACGCUAGUUUCUACUUCAUUCAACCUGAAUCUGUCAGAAAUCAGUCCUGCACAGCAGUUUUCACUUGAGAAAUACUGCACCUAACAUAUUAGCCAGACGUAAAAUAAGAACUCUUAGGCCAAAACUUCUAAAUUAAUUAUAGAUUUCUAGAUUUAUUUUGUAUUAAUUCAGACUAUUUUGAGGAAGUGUUACUGGGUAUGUAGUUGCUGUCUAAAGAAGCACAAACAACAGUAUUAUUUUUUCUCAUUUUUCAAGCAAAGGUAUUUUGGGGAGUAUGCGAGCACAGACGUUCACAUUCGCCUAGCUGAGCAAACGGGUGACUUAAGGCUUUACCAGUACCACUGUAGUGGGUCAGCUGUUUGUUCAUCCGCACCGGCUCGCAAUUGCUAAUAACCCAUCCGCAACCGGCCCGACUAUAUGUGAUAAAGUGAAAAUCUGAGGCCAGAACCCGACCCUAACCCGCUAAUGUAGAAAAUGUGCUGUAUGCUACAGUCAGAGACGGCGGAACGAUUUUUUGUUGUUACCUGAUUUAAAUAUGUUUCUGCUUAUAAUUUUCAACAUUGUGGUAGGCUAUUUGUUAGUCAACAUGUCUAUAAUUAUACUGAACAAAAAUAUAAAUGCAACAUGUAAAGUGUUGGUCCCAUGUUUCAUAAGCUGAAAUAAAAGAUCCCAGAAAUGUUCCAUACGCACAAAAAGCGUAUUUCUCUCAAAUGUUGUGCACAAAUUUGUUUACAUCCCUGUUAGUGAGCAUUUCUCGUUUACCAAGAUAAUCCUUCCACCUGACAGGCGUGGCAUUUCAAGAAGCUGAUUAAACAGCAUGAUCAUUACACAGGUGCACCUUGUGCUGGGAACAAUAAAAGGCCACUCUAAAAUGUGCAGUUUUGACACACAACACAAUUCCACAGAUGUCUCAAGUUUUGAGGGAGCGUGCAAUUGGCAUGCUGACUGCAGGAAUGUCCACCAGAGCUGUUGCCAGAGAAUGUAAUGUUCAUUUCUCUACCAUAAACUUCCUCCAACGUCGUCUUAGACAAUUUGGCAGUACGUCUAUCCGGCCUCACAACCGCAGACCACGUGUAACCACGCCAGCCCAGGACCUCCACAUCCAGCUUCUUCACCUGCGGGAUCGUCUGAGACCAGCCACCUGGACAGCUGAUGAAACUGAGGAGUAUUUCUGUCUGUAAUAAAGCCCUUUUGUGGGGAAAAACUCAUUCUGAUUCAUUCUCAUUCUAAACAUUUUUGGGAGCUUUUAUUUCACCUCAUGAAACAUGGGACCAACACUUUAAUGUUGUGUUUAUAUUUUAGUUCAGUUGACAUCAGUAAAGUUCUGUGACCUCUGCUUCUUUCACGGAGCAAUGACGUUUAGGGAAAAUGCAAUGACUCUAAAAAUAUGAAAGAUUUUCUGUGCAAAAUGUCCAAAUGACAUCAGUUUGACCAGUUGGAAGGAAAUAGAAUGCUGUGGAAACAUGUUGCUGAUAAGAUUUCAGUUUGGCUUGGAUGCAUAUUUUAUGUGGUUGAAAAACGAUCAGCUUUUAUGAUGUUAAUAAAGAUGGCACCUCUACAGACGGUAUCUAACUGCGCAUUUGUAUUCUCUCAAGAUGCUGAAAUAAAUCCUAUUUCUCCACUUCUGUUCCCGAGUCAAAAUGUUGCCUACAUUUGUUGUAUCAUUUUACUGCAGGAGCUAAUAUGGGCCUAUUUAGAGUCUCACACAUAACAUGCUAUCAUCAUCUUUUACCACUUUAUCAAAUUUUUCCCAAACAUUACUUUUCCCUUCUCUUUACUUUCAGCUCUCACAGCUUUUCUCUUAUUGAAUUAAACUCCUUUUUGCCUCCAUGGAUCAACAUGAACUUUUUCUGCCCAUUCCCAUUGUAUUGUACAGUGGGGAAAAAAAGUAUUUAGUCAGCCACCAAUUGUGCAAGUUCUCCCACUUAAAAUGAUGAGAGAGGCCUGUAAUUUUCAUCAUAGGUACACGUCAACUAUGACAGACAAAUUGACGAUACAUGGCCCCAUUCAUUCUUUCCUUUACACGGAUCAGUCGUCCUUGUCCCUUUGCAGAAAAACAGCCCCAAAGCAUGAUGUUUCCACCCCCAUGCUUCACAGUAGGUAUGGUGUUCUUUGGAUGCAACUCAGAUUUCUUUGUCCUCCAAACACGACGAGUUGAGUUUUUACCAAAAAGCUCUAUUUUGGUUUCAUCUGACCAUAUGACAUUCUCCCAAUCCUCUUCUGGAUCAUCCAAAUGCACUCUAGCAAACUUCAGACGGGCCUGGACAUGUACUGGCUUAAGCAGGGGGACACGUCUGGCCCUGCAGGAUUUGAGUCCCUGGCGGCGUAGUGUGUAACUGAUGGUAGGCUUUGUUACUUUGGUCCCAGCUCUCUGCAGGUCAUUCACUAGGUCCCCCCGUGUGGUUCUGGGAUUUUUGCUCACCGUUCUUGUGAUCAUUUUGACCCCACGGGGUGAGAUCUUGCGUGGAGCCCCAGAUCGAGGGAGAUUAUCAGUGGUCUUGUAUGUCUUCCAUUUCCUAAUAAUUGCUCCCACAGUUUAUUUCUUCAAACCAAGCUGCUUACCUAUUGCAGAUUCAGUCUUCCCAGCCUGAUGCAGGUCUACAAUUUUGUUUCUGGUGUCCUUUGACAGCUCUUUGGUCUUGGCCAUAGUGGAGUUUGGAGUGUGACUGUUUGAGGUUGUGGACAGGUGUCUUUUAUACUGAUAACAAGUUCAAACAGGUGCCAUUAAUACAGGUAACGAGUGGAGGACAGAGGAGCCUCUUAAAGAAGAAGUUACAGGUCUGUGAGAGCCAGAAAUCUUGCUUGUUUGUAGGUGACCAAAUACUUAUUUUCCACCAUAAUUUGCAAAUAAAUUCAUUACAAAUCCUACAAAGUGAUUUUCUGCAUUAUUUUUUCUCAAUUUGUCUGUCAUAGUUGACGUGUACCUAUGAUGAAAAUUACAGGCCUCUCUCAUCUUUUUAAGUGGGAGAACUUGCACAAUUGGUGGCUGACUAAAUAAUUUUUUUCCCCACUGUAUGUUUUUUAAACGUCAAAUCCAUAUCAGUCGAAAUGCACAAGUAUUUAUAUGCGGGAACAUGUUCAAUUGGAGAACCAUCUAAUGAGUGAACAUGUAGUUCAUCUGAAACAUUGUAUUUCGUUUUGCCCAUAUUAAGCACUAGUUUUAAAUCAACAAGGGAUUCCUGCUAUAGAAUCUGACUGCAGACCCCUGUGGUACACCUUUAUGCACUUCCAUAGCAUGAUCAACAGUAUCAAAAGCUUUUUGACAGGUCCACAAACAAAGCAGCACAUUUAACUUUAGUGUCGGCAGCAUUGACAAGAUCAUAAACAACUAAAGGGGUUGCCGUGGUAGCACUAUGCCCAGGCCUAAACCCUGAUUGGUUUACGUUCAAAAUACAUUUCUCAGAUAAAAAAAGAGCAGUUGUACAUUUACCAAGGAUUCAAGAAUCUUAGCUAGACAAGAAGCUUUGAAAUGGGGAGAUAAUCAUUAAGAUCACUACUAUCCCCGCCCUUAUGGAGUGGCAACACAAGAGCUGAUUUCCAUACUUUUGGAAUAUUUCCUGAUAACGAUGUUUAAAUACAAAAUAUGGGUUAUUGAGCCAACAAUGAUGGGCGCUGCACACUUAAGCAAAUCGGGGUCCAAUUGGUCGGCUCCUGGGGAUUUCUUAUUGUCUGUUGCUAUCAAAGCACCCAGGACUUACUUUUUCUGUAAAUAGCCUUAAAGAAAAGCUUUGACUAUCAUUUCUCUGAUCAUUCAGCAAGUUUCUGCUUUGUUUCUGUAAAAGAAACCAGCUCAGUGACAUGUUUUUUAAAUGACAGUUUGUCAUCAAGCCAGAUACCAAGAUAUUUGUAGGAAGGAACUCGCUCAAUUUGUUUACCAUUCAAACUAGUCAUUACAAAUUCAUUUAAAAAUGGGUUAUGGGACCUUGCGGAUGAUAGCGUUGUAUUCCAUUGCUCCAUCGGUUGGCCAAACAUUUUCACAUUUGAAGUCUGAUUUUCAACCACUGCAGAGGUCACUAUUGUAUCUAAAGUUAGUGCUAAAUGCAAACAAAACAAAAUGCAUGCUUUGUUUUUUUUUACAGCAUUACCAAUGUUAUUUAUAUAGAUUGUAAAAUGUAUAUAGAUUGUAAACAGUAGUGGGCCGAGUAUCGUUCCUUGGGGCACCCCUUUAUGUAACUCAAGGAACUCGGAUUUGACCCCAUCUACCUUAAUGGCCUGAGUUCUGUCACUGAGAUCAUUAUGAAACCAUCGACAAGCAUCAGUACCCAACCCUAUCGAGGACAGCUUAUUCAACAGAAUAACAUGGUCUACAGCAUCAGUACCCAACCCUAUCGAGGACAGCUUAUUCAACAGAAUAACAUGGUCUACAGUAUCAGUACCCAACCCUAUCGAGGACAGCUUAUUCAACAGAACAACAUGGUCUACAGUACCAAAAGCUUUUGACAAGUCUACAAACAUGGCAGCACAAUUCUUUCUAUCAUCUAAGGCACUUGUAAUAUCAUUUACAACAAGCAUGGUAGUGGUGCUAUGUUUAGGUCUGAAUCCGGAUUGAGUAACAUUAAGAAUACCAUACAAUUGACUCAAAUGAUGUCAAUUAGUCUAUCAGAAGCUUCUAAAGCUAUGACAUCAUUUUCUGGAAUUUUCCAAGCUGUUUAAAGGCACAGUAAGCUUAGUGUAUGUAAACUUCUGACCCACUCUAUAACGCCUGUCUAUAGCAUGUAUACCACUAUGCUAUCACUGUAUAUACUGGAGGGUUUUAUAAAGGACUGCCCUUAUUUCUUACCCACAAUGCCUCACACCUGAUCCCUACCUUAUUCUUAUUAGACCUGAGUCAAAUACAAAAUACUUUUAAAUACUCAGAAGUAUUUGAGCAGCACUGGAUUUCGCUUUGGAUUUGCACCUUUGGGACUGUUCUAAUGAUUCCAUUGCACCGGGGCGAACUAAAUCAGCUCAUGUAUGUGGAAGUAUUUGAAGUAUGUAUUGGACCCAGAUGUGAUUGUUAUGUUGCUGUCAGAUGUGUUUUUUUUCUUAUUUUCUCAGUAUUCUGGAUGCCUUGUUAGGAAAUUAUCUCUCUCUCUCUCUCUCUCUCUCUCUCUCUCUCUCUCUCUCUCUCUCCUCCUCUCUCUCCUCGCUCUCUCUUCUCUCUCUCUCUCUCUCUCCUCUCUCUCCUCUCUCUCUCUCUCUCUCUCUCUCUCUCUCUCUCUCUCUCUCUCUCUCUCUCUCUCUCUCUAAAUAUUCUAACCCCUGAUCUGUGAUGAGGUUGUUGUUGCACCAAUGCUUUGCUCUGUAUUUUUCUAACCACCGGCUGAACUAUUAAACUGUUCGUAACUUAGGGUGUUUUCCUGUGUCAAAUGAAAUCAAAGUUUUUUGGUCGCAUACACAAAUUUGCAGAUGUUAUCGCAGGUGCAGCGAAAUGCUUGUGUUUCUAGAUCCAACAGUGAGUGCAGUAAUAUCUAGCACUACAAAAUAAAAAAGGUAAAAGGUCUGCUCUGAGAGAAAGGUGUGUGUGUGUGUGGUCUGGAGGGAAGGGGAGAGUGUGCUUGGUUUAUAGAUGCAGUUCUCUUGAUUUAAACGUUUCCACUUCAUUAAACAGAAUGCUUCUCAGAGAGAGAGAGCUGGUCCUGGGGCUCUGUUCACAAACACAAACAGACCCCACAGAGCCCUCAGGACAACAACCACAAUUAGACCCAACCAAAUCAUGAGAAAACAAAAAGAGAAUUACUUGACACAUUGGAAAAAAGACUGAACAAAAUAACCAGAGCAAACUAGAAAGAAUGCUAUUUGGCCCUCCUCCUACUUAAACAGAGGAGAGUACACAGUGGCAGAAUAUCUGACCACUGUGAUUGACCCAAAACUAUGGAAAGCUUGACUAUGUCCAGACUCAGUGAGCAUUAGCCUUGCUAGUGAGCGAGAUGAGAGAAGAGAGAGAGAGGAGAGGAGAGAAGAGAGAGAGAGAAAAUUAGAGAGAAAGGAGAGGGUUAGAGAGAGGAAGGACGGGGUGGUGUUGCUGGAUGGAAGGAGAGGUAUAGAGAGAGGUAGAGAGGGACGGGAUUGGGGAUGGGGUGUUGGGGAGUGACGGCGAGGUAGAGAGAGGAAAGGAUGGGGAUGGUGUUGCUGGCGGGGAGGAGAGGGUAGGAGAGAGGAAGGACUGGGGAUGGUUGUUGCUGGGAGGGAAGAGAGGGUUUGUAGAGAGAGAGGGAGGGUGAGGACUCGAGAGGAAGGAUGGGGAGGUGCUGGGAUGGGAAGGAAGAGGGUUAGAGCGGGAAGACUGCGGGAUGGUGUGUGGGAGGAAGGAGAGGGUAGAGAGAGAGGAGGGUGGAGAAAGAGAGAGGAGACUGGGGAUGGUGUUGCGGGAGGGAAGGAGAGGGUAGUAGAGAGAGGAAGGACUGGGGAUGGUGUUGCUGGGAGGGAAGGAGAGGGUAGAGAGAGGAAGGACAGGGGACGGGGGAUGGUGUUUGUUGCUGGGAGGGAAUGCGAGGGUAGAGGGUAGAGUUUAGAGAGAGGAAUGACUGGGGAUGGUGUUUGCUGGGAGGGAAGGAGAGGGGUAGAGAGAGGAAGGACUGGGGAUGGUGUUGCUGGGAGGGAAGGAGAGGGUAGAGAGAGGAAGGACUGGGGAUGGUGUUGCUGGGAGGGAAGGAGAGGGUAGAGAGAGAGGAGUGGGUGAGGAAAGAGAGAGGAAGGAAUUGGGAUGGUGUUGAAUGGGAGGGAAGGACUCGAGGGUAGAGAUGAGGACAGGACAUGGGCGAUAGGUUGUGUUGCUGCCGGAGGGCACAGGACGACCGGGGCAGAGGAGUGUAUGAGCGAGAGGAGGUGAGGAUAGAGACGAGACGGAAGGAAUGGGGGAGGGAUGAUGGGGGAGGGAGGGAAGUAGACCUCGAACGUAGGGAAGUGCAGAGACCGGAAAUCACCAGGUAUUAGACGGAGGACACCGCAAAUUGUGUGGAUCGGGGUCGUUUGCAUAUUCCUGGAGGGAGAGGAGCAGAGUUGCGUUAUUAGAUUGCAGAGAGAGGACAGGAUAUGGGGGGGGAAAUUGGUUGUUUGGGGUAGUUGGGAUUAGCCUGGGCAGGAGAGGGUAGAGAGAGGAAGGAUGGGCGAUGGGGUAUGUUUGUGAGAUCGGUGUCCUACCCAACAGUAUCCCGUUGAGAGGAAGGACCACACCCUGACGGCCGCUUUUAGAGAGAGGAGGACAUGUGGGAGGGCGAUGGUAUAUGUGCAGGGGAGUGAAACCGAGGAUGCCAGAGGUUUAGAGAGAGAGGACAGGAUAUGGGGGUCGCUGGAGGGUGUGGGACUGGCCGCAGUGGAAUGUAGGAGAGGGUAGAGAGCAAGGAAAUGGAACGGGGAUGUGGUGUUGCUGGAGGGAAGGAGAGGGUAGAGAGAGAGGAGAGCACUACUCUUUUCUAGGGGGGUGGUGUGUGUAUGUUGUAUGUCUGGAACCUAUCUGGCCCUUCUUGUCUCGUCUGUCUUUCGUUUUAAGACAGUCUCACACACUUGCCCAUCAAGAGCCCCGCUGAUUAAAUGAAAGACUUCCAUAACAUUAUCAUCAUCACAGGCAUCAUAUACCACAGAGACACUUUCCCCGACUCCCGGCUUACACAUAUGGUACACGGCCCCCCCACCCGACGUCAGGGCCUCUCCAUCCCCAUCCGGCGUCCUCAUGAAUAUUCAGUGUCUGUGGGUGAUGACGCCGGGCCCCGCCCAGGGGCGGAGGGUUUUGUAA